GGCCCGAUAGUCUCGCGUGUACCGUAGAGACAGAAGAAGAAAACGUCGUCAUUGUUUUGGUCGACUGGUUUUGUUGCAGACUGAAUGAAAAGAAGACAUUUCAUCUGUUGGAUCUUUUAUUGUUUGAAUAAAGAGACCAGUCACCAUGACAACCAAGCAUGGACUGAUAACUGAUUCCUUCAAGGUGGUGAAGAAAGCAAAGAGAAGGGUGAAGAGGGAGAAGAGGCCUCCUUCUCCUGCACCUCACAGAGUGACUGAAACUGAAACGGUGCGAGAGGAGGAGCUGCACAAGCUCAGACAGUUUGAUCUGGACUGGACAUUUGGGCCAUGCACAGGGAUCAGCAGGUUGCAGAGAUGGGAGAGAGCGAAGCUUCAUGGUCUGAGCCCACUAGAGGAGAUCAGAGACCUGCUGCUUCAAACACACACUGACCCCGAGUACAACCUGAGCCUGUGGAGGGAAUAUCCUUUGUGAGGAAGACAUCGUGAGAAAGAGAAAAGUAUGCAGACUUACUUCAUACCACCCCAAAUCACAAAUGUGUCUGAGAGAUUUACCUUCUAUCCUUAAGCCCCGAAAAACUCCACAGAAAAGAAAAAAAGAUUGAACGGUGUAAAUAAAUUUAAAGGGAGGAACCUCAGGAAGAGCAGCGGAGGAGGGGCACUCUUCCAGAAGAUAGAGGAAGGACACCACAUCCAGUUGUGUCGGUUACUUACAAUUUUAAUAAAAAACAUUCUACCAAAA
Messenger RNA from Cottoperca gobio, 739 nucleotides. RefSeq names its product DNA polymerase delta 4, accessory subunit (gene pold4). The record is from RefSeq and is a predicted model, not a curated record. Bases 146 to 472 code for a protein of 108 amino acids. The transcript has 5 exons. Lineage: Eukaryota; Metazoa; Chordata; Actinopteri; Perciformes; Bovichtidae. Gene Ontology annotation, molecular function: DNA-directed DNA polymerase activity. Gene Ontology annotation, biological process: DNA synthesis involved in DNA repair; DNA-templated DNA replication. Gene Ontology annotation, cellular component: delta DNA polymerase complex.